Pecten maximus is the source of this 2726-nucleotide messenger RNA. Its product is annotated as osteoclast-stimulating factor 1-like. The transcript has 8 exons. Lineage: Eukaryota; Metazoa; Mollusca; Bivalvia; Pectinida; Pectinidae. Gene Ontology annotation, biological process: signal transduction. Gene Ontology annotation, molecular function: protein binding. The coding region runs from base 7 to 723 and encodes 238 amino acids. The record is from RefSeq and is a predicted model, not a curated record.
GUGCGCAUGCUCUUGACAGUUUCCCGUUCCAUUUCCGUAUUGAUUUGUGAAGUUGACGUCUGCUGUGCUGCUCGAAUUAUGUCGAAGCCACGCCCUAGUCGACCCCCUCCCCCCACUCCAAAACCCGGUAGUGUUAAAGUUGUGAGGGCUUUAUUCCACUAUGAAGCACAGCAGCCCGAUGAACUGUCUUUUGAAGAAGGAGACACGCUAUACAUCACAGACUACUCAAAUUCUGACUGGUGGAAAGGCAGGUGUGGUAAGAAGACAGGACUCAUACCAUUUAAUUAUGUGGAAGAGAACACAGAAUCUAUAGACCAUCCGUUACAUGAAGCAGCCAGAAGGGGCAAUAUCACUUUCCUACAAGAAUCUUUAUCCAAUCAGGUGUCGGUAAAUGGUCUAGACAAAGCUGGAUCAACACCUUUACAUUGGGCAGCUCACGGCGGUCACAUGGACUGUCUACAUGUGUUACUUCAAGUUCCUAAUUGUCAAGUUAAUGUACAGAACAAACUUGGGGAUACAGCUCUACACUCAGCAGCCUGGAAGGGACAUGCAGAGGCAGUCAAAAUGUUAUUAGAGAAAGGUGCUCGAGCCAAUGUGAGAAAUAAUGAGGACAAACUUCCUUAUGAUCUAUCUAAAGAUGCUGCUUGUUCUGCGGCGCUCAAACAAGCAAUGAUGCCCCGUACCUUAUCAACUGAUUAUGGAGAUGAUGGAGAUUCUGAUUGAAUGGGGAACUAUCAAGACUUUUACAACAAAUCUAAACCAACAGGAGCCUCUCCACUAACAGGGGUCCUUCACCAAUUGGGGCCAAUGUAACAUAGUUUUUACAACAAAUCUCCACCAACAGGGGCGAGAUAACAAAGAUUUUUCUACUAGUGGAUGUGGACAUGUGACAUCAUGUUUGAAUCACUCGGCACAGAGUGAUGAAGUGACCAAUACCACUGUGUAUGUUGUGACAAUUCACUUCAGAACUUUAACAUAUUUAAUAACAAGUAGGAGAUUACAAUUCAUCUUACACUUAAUUAAUGCUGUGAUUGAUUCAUUAUAGUUACUGUGCCUAAGAGUGGCCGUUUGUCAUGUACCACUUAAAAGUGAUUGUUCUUAAUAUUAUAAUGAGGUACAGAUGUACUUAAAAUGAUUUCUUAUCAAUAAUAGACAUGGGUUUUUGGAUGUUUGUUCAGUAGCAAGCUGGAAUUAAGGGCUAUCUAUUUUGUUUAAUCGAGUAACCUUUACUCUUGUGAGAGCUCGAGUAGUAAGUGACAAAUAUCUUAAUGAAUUUUUACCACUUUGAAAUCGAGUAAAGAAUUAAUAGUUGAGGGAGGAAUCUGUAAUUUUUUUAGAAAUCACAUUGGCAUGUUCACUGUUUGGACAUUUAUGCUUAGAAUGAUUUAUUUUCUGGUGGUCGUGUAUAAGAGGUGUGUAGAUCUUUGUUCCCAUUCCUUGUGAUAAAGUGCCGGUAAGAUCUGUAGUUUUUUUCUACAAUUCAAUUGUGAUAUUCAGUCAUACUGUAAGGUCUGGUGUAGAUAAGGUAUUUUAACAUGUAUUUUUUUUAGUAAUCUGAUCUAUGAUAUAUAUAUAUAACUCUGACUUAAAGGUAAUGAAUAUUGAUCAUGAUUUUUUCUGCCAAAAAAAACCAACAGAUGAUUUGAAAAGCAGACGAGCUACUUUACGGAGCUAUUAAGUGUAAUUGACACUUAUCUAAUCAUCCUAAUUGUGAACUGUUUUCCUCAAAGUUGUUGAAAGUUUCCUUUAUCUGUCAAACUUGUUAAGAAUUUAUCUGUCCAUUAUGAAGUUAUAGACACAUGUAUACUAUCGUUAUCAGUACAUAUCCGAGAGUGCCUUCAGUGUAUUUGUCACAUCAAGCAGAUAUAUUUGAUAGUGUACCAUUCAUUUAGGUUUUGUUAACAAAUUGUCAAUGAAAAAUAAAGAACCAGAAAUCCCAUUAUAUUCUGUGAAAUGGAGCCCGGGAGGUUCUUUCUGUGUGUGUGUGUUUUUUGGUUUUCUUUUCAAAGGUAAUGGAGCUCUGUGUGUUUUUUGGUUUUCUUUUCAAAUGUAAUGGAGCUCAUGAUUGUUUUUCUUUGAUGAAUUUGUUAUUGUGCACAUACUUAAUCACAGUUUGUAAUUAUUAUGAGCCAUGCAUCUUAUAGAUAUUUGAAAUAUUACAUGAUAACGGUAAUUACACUUGUAUUUUGUUUAUGAGAAUAGAGAUCUAUAUUAAGAUAUAAAGUUUAGGUCAUAAGUAUAAUUUUAUAUGCAGUAUUAAUAUUACUGGUUACAUAUGUGUUUAGGUCUUUAUUUAAAUAUAAUAUGCUUUAAAUGUAUUUAUAAGAAAUUAUUUGAAGUGAAGAUUAGCAAUAGAAUUAUUUCAGUAAUAUUUAUAUCUCCGCUGGAUGUUAGAAUAGUUUUCUCACAAAUUAUUACAUUGUAUAAAACACAUUUCAAAAUUAUAUCAAUAAAACUAUAUGGAAACGGGCCAAAAGAAUUUUUUUUUGCAACAGAAUUACAUCUUUAAACUGGGAAAAAAUAAUUUCAAAUAAAAUUGUACAGCGAGAGAAGGAAGGCUUGGUGAAUUAAUAAUUCUUCUGUAACUUCCAGUAUAAGAGUAGUGAGGUUUGGUUUCAAGAAAGUAUUGUGAGCGUAAUAACAAUUUAUGAUGAUAAAGGUAAAUAUGUUAUAUAUAUAUGACACAGGAAAUGGACUUUUUCUUAUAAUAAAUCAUGCAAAAUGUC